AUGAAAGGCAUUCUCUUUGAUAAAAAGCCUUUCAUAGUCAAAUCAUGGUACCCAAAUAUAUCGUAUGAGAAGUCAAGUCUGACCUCUAUUCCGGUGUGGAUCAAACUACCUAAUCUGGGUGUCAUGUAUUGGACUGCUAAUAUGUUGAGGAAGAUUAUAGGAUAUUUGGGUAAUGUUUUGAAGGUGGACAAUGUCACUCUGACCAAGGCUAGGAUGAUGAUGGGUUUAUCUAAAUCUAAGUCUCAACUACAAGUUAAUGAGGAUGGUUUUAGACCAUUGAGGAAAGCUUUUCAGCCUCGGGUUCGUAUUGAACGUCAACAAGGAGGAAAGAAGGAUAGUGUGGGGCCUACUAUGGACACAUCUCAACAGCCUGGUCAGCAUGCUGGUUCUAUUUUGGGCACGUCUGAUGCUGUUUCUGUUCAGCAACUUGAGACAGCCUCCAAGUCUGUUACUUCACAGCAGCCUGUUCAGCAAGGAGACUUUGUUUUGCAGUCUGUUCAGCAAGGGGACUCUGACUUGGUUCAGCAGAUAGGGCCAGCUUCUGGUCAGGGUGUUGUUACCUCUUCCUCUAAGCAGACUCCUUCUGCCUCUCUGCGUUGGGAGUUGAUCCCAUCGGGGGUGAUGAUUAGUUUUGGUGCAUGGAAUGUAAGGGGUAUUAAUAAGACUAGGAAACACAUAGAGGUAGAUAGAUUCAUCUCCUACCACAAUUUUAGUCUUAUUGGUCUCCUUGAAACCAAAGUAAAGCGUAAAGGAUUGGGGGCGCUUUAUCUUCGUAUGUUUCCUAAUUGGUGUAUUACGACUAAUUUGGCUUGGCAUGAUGGUGGCCGUAUUAUAGUGGGAUGGAAAGGUGAGGAUGUGUACGUGGACAUUUUGAGUUAUCAGAGCCAAUAUAUUCAUGUUGUUGUCUCCCCAAAUAAUGGUGCCGAGUUUGUUUGUACCUUUGUGUAUGGGUGUAUGGUUCUUCCGACAAACAUAAGCGUCAACACAUGCUUUAUGAUCUUCGGGUUAUGA
Molecule: messenger RNA, 1011 nt
Organism: Amaranthus tricolor (Joseph's coat)
Lineage: Eukaryota; Viridiplantae; Streptophyta; Magnoliopsida; Caryophyllales; Amaranthaceae
Exons: 4
Coding region: 1-1011 (336 amino acids)
Source: RefSeq, a predicted model, not a curated record